This is a messenger RNA of Nothobranchius furzeri (turquoise killifish), 520 nucleotides long. RefSeq names its product cell division cycle 26 homolog (gene cdc26). The record is from RefSeq and is a predicted model, not a curated record. NCBI's taxonomy places the organism in Eukaryota, Metazoa, Chordata, Actinopteri, Cyprinodontiformes, Nothobranchiidae. Gene Ontology annotation, biological process: protein K11-linked ubiquitination; anaphase-promoting complex-dependent catabolic process; regulation of mitotic cell cycle. Gene Ontology annotation, cellular component: anaphase-promoting complex.
UAAAAACAGACGAAGCCGCAACGUCUCCUAGCACUGCAACCCGGAUAUGAAACUGUUGGCUUCCGGGUCAAAGCUUCUUUUUCCGGUUGGUGGAUCCGUGUACUUAUGGGUAAUUAACCAAUCUACCUGUUAGCCAGAUAACCAAACAGCUGACGAUCAGGACGAAGGAGAGUCUCGGUGCGUCAGGUGCAUAACAACAACGAGGAAGAUGCUGAGGAGGAAACCAACUCGUCUGGAGCUGAAGAUCGAUGACACAGAGGAGUUUGAGAGCAUCAAGAAAGAGCUUGAGUCCAGAAAGCGUCAGCGAGAAGAAGCUGAGGCAGGAGGAGGAGUGGGUGGAGCUUCUGUCAUUGGUGUGGAUCUGAUUGGGGGUGCAGCUUCUGGCUCAGCAUCCUCUUCCACUGCUGCGUCCAGGGCAGAGCUGAUCAACGAGAGAAUCGGCUACAAGCCCCACCCUAAACCCGCCACGCUGCCAACCUUAUUUGGAAGUUUGCAGUUUUAAUAAAACUCAGAAAACAUG